CAUAUCCCAGUUCCCGAGAUAACGUUCUCCGGGUGGGUGUGUUGUUGUAAUGGUGGUGACAGUUAGACAUUGAAUGACUUUGGCUCCAUCACAGCAUUGCAGCAGCGGUUUCAUUUGUUUAAUUGUCCCCAAUCGUUGAGUUUCUUCCGUGAACAUGGAUGCUCUGAUCCCGGUCAUAAACAAGCUGCAGGAUGUGUUCAACACGGUCGGAGCAGACAUUAUACAGCUGCCGCAGAUAGCAGUGGUCGGAACCCAGAGCAGUGGAAAGAGCUCUGUGCUGGAGAGCCUGGUUGGCAGAGACCUGCUGCCCCGUGGGACCGGUGUCGUUACCAGGCGACCGCUGAUCCUGCAGCUGGUCCACGUGGACCCUGGGGACGGCAAGAAGUGUGACGAGAACGACUGCAGCAUGUGGAAGAACCCUGUCCAUUCUAAAGAUGGCAGAGAAGGAGAAGACUGGGGAAAGUUUCUACACACCAAGAAUAAGAUCUUCACAGAUUUUGAGGAAAUCCGACAGGAGAUUGAAAAUGAAACCGAGAGAGUGUCAGGGAGCAAUAAGGGGAUCAGUGAUGACCCCAUCCACCUCAAAAUCUUCUCCCCCCACGUCGUCAACCUCACGCUGGUCGACCUGCCAGGCAUCACCAAGGUGCCCGUGGGCGACCAGCCCCAGGACAUCGAGGUCCAGAUCCGGGAGCUCAUCCUCAAGCACAUCUCCAACCCCAACUGCAUCAUCCUGGCCGUCACCGCCGCCAACACGGACAUGGCCACCUCCGAGGCCCUGAAGGUGGCCCGCGAGGUGGACACCGACGGCAGGAGAACGCUGGCGGUGGUGACCAAGCUGGACCUGAUGGACGCCGGCACCGACGCCAUGGACGUGUUGAUGGGCCGGGUCAUCCCCGUCAAGCUGGGCCUCAUCGGGGUGGUCAACAGGAGCCAAUUGGACAUCAACAACAAGAAGACUGUGGCCGACGCCAUCCGUGACGAACACGCCUUCCUGCAGAAGAAGUACCCCUCCCUGGCCAAUCGGAACGGGACAAAGUACCUGGCCAGGACUCUCAACAGACUGCUGAUGCACCACAUCCGGGACUGCCUGCCGGAGCUCAAGGCGCGCAUCAACGUGCUGGCAGCCCAGUACCAGUCGCUGCUCGGCAGCUACGGCGAGCCCGUCGAGGACCAGAGCGCCACGCUGCUGCAGCUCAUCACCAAGUUCGCCGCCGAGUACUGCAACACCAUCGAGGGCACGGCCAAGUACAUCGAGACCACCGAGCUGUGCGGCGGUGCGCGGAUCUGCUACAUCUUCCACGAGACGUUCGGCCGCACGCUGGAGUCGGUGGACCCUCUGGGCGGUCUGAACACCAUCGACAUCCUGACCGCCAUCCGCAACGCCACCGGCCCACGGCCCUCCCUGUUCGUGCCCGAGGUUUCCUUCGAGCUGCUGGUGAAGAGGCAGGUGAAGCGUCUGGAGGAGCCCAGCCUGCGCUGCGUCGAGCUGGUGCACGAGGAGAUGCAGCGCAUCAUCCAGCACUGCAGCAACUACAGCACGCAGGAGCUGCAGAGGUUCCCCAAGCUACACGACGCCAUCGUGGAGGUGGUCACCUCCCUCCUGAGGAAGCGUCUGCCCAUCACCAACGAGAUGGUCCAUAAUCUGGUGGCUAUUGAGCUGGCCUACAUCAACACCAAACACCCAGACUUUGCAGAUGCCUGUGGGGUCCUCAACAACAAUAUAGAAGAACAGAGGAGGAACAGAAUGAGGGAGCUUCCCACUUCAGUGCCCAGGGACAAGUCUGUUGGUCGAGGUGCGGCCCCCCCACUGGACAUGGACGGUGCCAAGGCCGGCGGGCCCCAGGCGGACGGGGAUGGCACGGGGAACUGGAGGGGGAUGCUGAAGAAGGGGGAGGAGGCCCCUGGCUCGGGGCCCGGGAGUCCCCUGAAGGGAGCUGUCAACCUGCUGGAUGUGCCCGUACCGGUGGCCAGGAAGCUGUCGUCACGGGAACAGCGGGACUGCGAGGUCAUCGAGCGGCUCAUCAAGUCCUACUUCCUCAUCGUGCGCAAGAACAUCCAGGACAGUGUGCCGAAGGCGGUGAUGCACUUCCUGGUGAACCACGUGAAGGACAGCCUGCAGAGCGAGCUGGUUGGCCAGCUGUACAAGUCCGGCCUCCUGAACGAACUGCUGACCGAAUCGGAGGACAUGGCUCAGCGGCGCAAGGAGUCGGCCGACAUGCUGCAGGCUCUGCAGAAGGCCAGCCAGGUGAUUGCAGAGAUCAGAGAGACUCAUCUGUGGUGAUCAAGUAGAUGUCAAGUGGACCACCUCUAGGCAUGGAGCCCGAUGAUCUGGGCUCGACUCAUCUUGUCUGAGAGAGGUCUGCUCCUAUCCCCAUAUCACAACACUGUGUCAUGAAACAAAGAAGACACCUUCCUGUCUGAAAAGAGCUGCAAGUUCUCAGAUUUGCCACGGUGAAUAUGCACUGCUGUAUCCCCGGCUAUAUUUUGGUAAACAAAUAAGUUCCCCAGCCACCCAAAAGGGGAACUAAAGUUGGCCAUGUUUAGAAAUUUAAUCUGAUACAUAUUGCUUAGGUCUGUGUUGCACUGUUGCGUUUAGUUAUUGUGAAGUAUAACACCAGGUUGUUAUUAUAAUUUCCUUUUUAAGUUAUUCUUUUCUGCGUACACAUCCACACGAGAAACUCCUGGAGGAAUUAUGAUUGAAUUCAGCUGAAGGGCAAAAAGUGUGUUUCUUUCUUGUCAGGCAACCAAGUAGCAGUAUAAUGACAGGCCGGUUUUUGUUUUUGCAGCCACACAAAGAAUUCUCGGGUAUGUUUUGGAUCUGAGAAAAUUAGAACUCGCAUCCAUAAUUCAUUUAGCUUUCUAUCUGUUGCCGGUAGCAUUUUGAAAAUGAGCGUAUUAUAAUGUGGGAAGAAGCCAGGGGAGCCCUGAAGGGGAAAGGGUUCACAGAAUUCUAAUGUGUGAGUUACUCACAGCUUUCAGCCUGUUGAACAAAAGCUACGUAGUUUACAUGCUCAAAUCACUGGACUUAGGCACAUCACUGAUUUCACUGUACCAUGCGGUAUUGUAUAGAAACAUAUGUCCAUAGGCACUCUAUGCUAAUUUAAAUACUUGUUAGGUGUGCGCGUGUGUGUGUGUGUUUGUGUGCGUGCAUGCGAGUGUGUGUGUGUGUGUGUGCAAGAGCCCAAAUCAUUGUGACCGUUCACUGCAUUAAGUUAUUUCAUUGUUUACAUUGUGCCGAAAAUAUGUGAAAUUUAGUUGUUAAUAAUGUUAUUGUCUCUAUGUGAAUGACUAUGAAUAUAAUUUCCCUGAUGAUUAAAUACAUUUAUGUUGUUGA
Molecule: messenger RNA, 3334 nt
Organism: Gadus macrocephalus (Pacific cod)
Lineage: Eukaryota; Metazoa; Chordata; Actinopteri; Gadiformes; Gadidae
Product: dynamin-1-like protein
Exons: 20
Coding region: 155-2281 (708 amino acids)
Biological process (GO): mitochondrial fission; mitochondrial fragmentation involved in apoptotic process
Cellular component (GO): membrane; microtubule; mitochondrion
Molecular function (GO): GTP binding; GTPase activity; microtubule binding
Source: RefSeq, a predicted model, not a curated record